AUGAAAAAAGCAUUUAAUGGAAGUCCUGAGGAUGAAGUUGUAGCGAGACCCCGCAAUGGUGAAGAAAUAUACAACCAAGUGGAAAACAUUGACAUUGUAUUUGGAAAACAUCCAAAGAAAAAGACCACGGAAAAAAGCAUUUGGAAGAAACGAUCAAUCUUCUUUAAUCUUCCAUAUUGGUGUAAACUUGAUGUACGACAUUGUAUAGACGUGAUGCACGCUGAAAAAAAUGUAUGUGAUAGCGUCAUCGGGACUUUACUAAAUGUAAAAGGAAAGACUAAAGAUGGAGUUAAAGCACGACAAGAUUUGGCUGAAAUGGGCAUCCGUUCUAGGUUACAUGCACAAUCAAUUGGAAGACGAACCUACCUGCCUCCAGCUUGUCACACUCUUUCUAGAAAAGAGAAGCAAAUUUUUUAUGAGUGUUUAAGAAGUGUGAAGGUUCCCCAAGGUUACUCUUCAAAUAUUAGUAGCCUUGUUUCUAUGCAAGAUUUAAAGUUAGUCGGUUUAAAGUCUCACGAUUGUCAUGUGUUGAUGCAACAACUUUUACCAGUAGCUUUUCGAGCCAUCUUACCUACUUCUGUCAGAGGUAUUCUAACACGUUUGUGUAUGUUCUUCAAUGCCAUAUGCAAGAAAGUUAUUGACCCUCGAGUGUUAGACGAUUUGGAAAAUGAGGCCAUUAGACUAUUGUGUCAAUUGGAAAUGUAUUUUCCACCUUCAUUUUUCGAUAUCAUGGUUCAUUUGAUAGUUCAUCUUGUGAGGGAAAUUCGAUUAUGUGGGCCAGUUUUCUUGAGAUGGAUGUACCCAGUGGAAAGAUACAUGAAGAUCUUAAAGGGAUAUGUCAAGAAUCAGUAUCGACCAGAAGCUUCUAUUAUAGAGCGGUACAUUGCAGAAGAAGCCAUUGAAUUCUGCUCAAGUUAUAUGCCAAGUUGUGAACCAAUUGGAGUUCCUAAGACUAGACAUGAAGGUAAAUGUGAAGGUAAGGGUGUGCGUGGAGUGAAGAUUCAAAGUGUUAGUAGAAAAUUAGUUGAUCAAGCCCAUUUGUACAUCUUAAACAACACUGUAGAGGUCAUUCCUUACAUAACGCAACACAUUGAUGAAACGAAAUCAACACAUCCACGAAUGAGUGAAAAAUGGGCACUUAAUGAACAUAACAAAACAUUCUUAUCAUGGUUUAAGAAAAAGGUUUACGCGACUCCAAAUGUUUCUGAAACUCUAUUGAGGCUAGCUCGUGGACCGAACAAUGAUGUCAUUACAUAUGGUGUGUACUACAUAAACAAUCAUUGUUUUUAUUCAAAGAUGGAAGAUGACAAAAGUAGAGUUCAAAAUAGUGGGGUUACACUUCAAGCUGAAUCUGUACAUUUUGCCAGUUCUAAGGACAAGAAUCCAAUUACAGCAUCCAUGAGUUACUUUGGAAUAAUACACGAAAUAUGGAAAGUUGAUUAUGUGACUUUUAGAGUGCCAGUUUUCAAGUGUAAAUGGGUUGAUAGUAAUUCGGGUGUUAGCACAGAUGACUUUGGCUUUACUUUGGUGGAUCUUAACAAGAUGAGUGAUACAAAUGAACCAUUUAUUAUGGCUAGUCAAGCAAGACAAAUUUUUUAUGUCAUUGAUCCAGCCAAUCAGAAAUUGUCAGUUGUAUUAGAAGGAAGAAACAUGCACGUAAAUGAUGAUGAAGAUUGUCUAGACAUACUUGAGACAACGUCUUUCUCAUCAAGAACUAUUCAAGACAAAAUUGAUGAUGUAACUGAUGACAUCCAUGCUAUUCGAAGUGAUCACAAUGAAGGUAUGACAAGCUCCGGAUCAGACCAGGAGGGACCUGGUAGAUCUGUGAUUCGGUUGCCGGAUGUCACAAACCGACGAGAGAGGAUGCCGGUCCACAUUGAUCCUCGAUCGGGUGAACCCAGUGGCCCUUAG
Messenger RNA from Vigna unguiculata (cowpea), 1911 nucleotides. RefSeq lists its product as uncharacterized. Lineage: Eukaryota; Viridiplantae; Streptophyta; Magnoliopsida; Fabales; Fabaceae. The record is from RefSeq and is a predicted model, not a curated record.